Molecule: messenger RNA, 747 nt
Organism: Procambarus clarkii (red swamp crayfish)
Lineage: Eukaryota; Metazoa; Arthropoda; Malacostraca; Decapoda; Cambaridae
Source: RefSeq, a predicted model, not a curated record
UCAUUUUAAUUCUAGUUCCCAGAUACAGAUAUGAAGCUGGCCAGCGUGGUUGUGGGGGCGCUGGCAUGCGUGGUGGUGUCCUACCUGGAGGUUGAAGCCUCGCCCUGUUGUGGGCUGGGCGUGGUGGCUGUCGGCGCGCUCGCUUUCACAGGGGGUGUGGUGGCAGGCAGGCAUCACCAACACCAUCACCACCACCAUCACGGAGGCUGCGGCUCUUGCGGCUGUGGUGGGUGCGGCGGUGCCUGCGGCUGGUGCGGUGGAGCUUACGGAAAGAGGCGCCGCAGGAGCAUCCUCACUUUCUUAGAAGACGCAGAAAUCAAGCAGGUUUAUAAGACGAUCGCAGUCGAAGACAAGGACCAGUGCGGACUGCGGCUGGUGUGUGAGCUGGCCCAGAAGGACCCCAGAGAACUAGCCGAAGACGAGAUCCAAAUCCUUCUCCCUUACAGAGGUGUCGGGGAGAGUGAUGGCACUACAUAUGGCAACUAUGACGAGGCAGCGUGGCACGGCCAAGAGGGCCACUCCUGCCCCACCAACUACCCUCUCUGCGCCUUCACCGCCCAGCAGGUCAUGGGGGAGUAUCGCAAGUACAUCAAGAACAACGGAACCUUCACAUUCCCCUCAACUUCUUGAACAACUCUUUAGUCAUCGUAUUGUGAUGUUUUGCCGUUAGGCUUUUAAGAUAAAGCUUAGAAACUGGUUAAUUUAAUUUAAUUUUGUCACAUAUACUGUAAUAAAAAUAUAAACCUA